Serinus canaria (Common canary) is the source of this 1407-nucleotide messenger RNA. RefSeq names its product histidine--tRNA ligase, cytoplasmic. Gene Ontology annotation, biological process: tRNA aminoacylation for protein translation; mitochondrial translation. The transcript has 11 exons. The coding region runs from base 67 to 1407 and encodes 446 amino acids. The record is from RefSeq and is a predicted model, not a curated record. Gene Ontology annotation, cellular component: mitochondrion. Gene Ontology annotation, molecular function: aminoacyl-tRNA ligase activity; identical protein binding; ATP binding. NCBI's taxonomy places the organism in Eukaryota, Metazoa, Chordata, Aves, Passeriformes, Fringillidae.
GCGGCGCUGCGCGUGCGCGGCGGCGGCGCGGAAGUUGCGCGUGCGCGGCGUGGGCGCGGCCUCGCCAUGGCGGAGGAGGCGGCGGUGCGGGCCCAGGCGGAGACCGUGCGGAGGCUCAAACAGGAGAAGGCCGAUGCUGACGAGAUUGCAAAGGAAGUGGCAAAGCUGCUCGAGAUGAAGGCGCAGCUGGGGACAGAUGAGGGAAAACACAAGUUUGUGCUGAAGACCCCAAAGGGCACCCGGGAUUUUGGCCCCAAGGAAAUGGCCAUCCGUGAGAGGGCCUUCAAAGCCAUCAUCUCCUGCUUCAAGCGCCACGGGGCCGAGGUCAUUGACACGCCAGUGUUCGAGCUGAAGGAGACACUGACAGGGAAAUACGGUGAAGACUCGAAGCUCAUCUAUGAUCUAAAGGAUCAGGGAGGAGAGCUGCUGUCCCUGCGCUAUGACCUGACAGUGCCCUUUGCUCGCUACCUGGCCAUGAACAAGAUCACCAACAUCAAGCGCUACCACAUUGCCAAGGUGUACAGGAGGGACAACCCGGCCAUGACCCGGGGCCGCUACCGCGAGUUCUACCAGUGUGACUUCGACAUUGCCGGGCAGUUUGACCCCAUGAUUCCUGAUGCCGAGUGCCUGAAGAUUGUGCACGAGAUCCUCAGUGACCUGCAGCUCGGGGACUUUGUCAUCAAGGUCAACGACCGGCGCAUCCUUGAUGGGAUGUUUGCAGUGUGUGGGGUCCCGGACAGCAAAUUCCGAACCAUCUGCUCCAGCGUUGACAAGCUGGAUAAGGUGCCGUGGGAAGAAGUGAGGAGUGAGAUGGUGGGAGAGAAGGGGCUCUCUCCCGAGGCUGCAGAUCGCAUCGGAGAGUAUGUCCAGCUCCACGGCGGGCUGGACCUGAUCGAGCAGCUUCUCCAGGAUCCAAAGCUAUCCCAGAACAAGGUGGCCAAGGAAGGGCUGGGGGACAUGAAGCUGCUGUUUGAGUACCUGACCCUGUUUGGCAUCACAGGGAAGAUCUCCUUCGACCUGAGCCUGGCGCGGGGCCUGGACUAUUACACGGGGGUGAUCUUUGAGGCUGUGCUGCUGCAGCAGGAGAACGAGCACGUGGAGGAGCCGCUCAGCGUUGGCAGCGUGGCUGGAGGCGGCCGCUAUGACGGGCUGGUGCUGCCAACCCCUGUGGCAGGCCCUGCCUCUGCUGCUCCGAGAGCCGGUCGCGCCCGCUCCCCGCCGUCCCCUCCUUCCCCGGGGCGAACUCCCAGCCGGGACCUGAACGGGGAGCUCCCGCCGGCCCUUCCCGGGCUCCAGAAGCACCUGCCGCGGGCUGCCGAAGCGAGGCCGCGGCUCCGCCGUCUCCCGGAGCGGCGCCUCAGGCGAACAGGGAGGCGGGCCCGGGCUGAAGGGCGGGGCCGCAGCUGA